Harmonia axyridis is the source of this 2481-nucleotide messenger RNA. RefSeq names its product nose resistant to fluoxetine protein 6-like. The record is from RefSeq and is a predicted model, not a curated record. The transcript is spliced from 9 exons. Bases 207 to 2369 code for a protein of 720 amino acids. NCBI's taxonomy places the organism in Eukaryota, Metazoa, Arthropoda, Insecta, Coleoptera, Coccinellidae. Gene Ontology annotation, molecular function: acyltransferase activity, transferring groups other than amino-acyl groups.
AAACGGUAUCUUACCGACACCGACUUCAGUUCUUCAGCGAAAUCGAAAGUUGAGACAACACGCGUUCUUUCAAGUGCUAUAAAAGAGUUGCUCUUUCAAAAUCGUGAAAAGUUCCGUAUGAAAAAUGAUAAAAUUGAACGUUAAAGGAUAGUUCGAGUGGACCAUUGAGAUUUUCGUUCGCGGUGAUUUUCGUGAAUUUCGACAAAAUGCGCUUCUUCGGUUUUUUGUGUUUGUUGGUGACUUUCUGCAAAUGCUCGUUGGCAGAACCUACAACGAUACGUUACGUGUAUAAUUCCUCGGACCUCUCCUAUUACUCAAAUGGUAUACAAUUCCCUGCUCCUGAAAACGAUUUCAUGAAUCCCAUUGUAGGGGAACUUGAGAACCAGGAAAAGCAGCCGGAUAUGUUGUGGAUACGGGAUUUGUACGAUCACCAUAAAUGGGUCGGAUACGCCAACAAGUUAAACAACACCAGAUGCAAGAAGGACCUGUUGACCUACAUCAGUGAGCUCAAUAAUGGAACUUCCUGGGCAACCAAAAUUUACGAUUCAGCAGGGAGGUACUACGGGCAAUUUUUUUUUGGUAAUGAUUAUUGGCUUGGAUCAUAUACUCUUUGUCAGGAGUUGUCUAACGAGGAGAGCAACGCAGAAAUUCCUCCUUUUCCACUAAAAUUCUAUAUGACGAAGUUGAGGAUUAACAUAAACAGAAAACUCACACCAGUGACAAGACAACUGAAUAUAGGAGAAUGUAUACCAGCUUCUUGUACCAAUAAUGAUCUGAAAAUUCUGUUUCAACAAGAACCAAAGCAAGGAGCUUCGAUAAAUAUCAUAGAUAUCAGACCUGUUCCAGGAGACUACUCACUUCUUGGUGAUGUUAAGUUCAGUAUUGUGGGAGGUACAGCAUUUUUCGUUGGAAUUUUGAUGUUGAUAGCCUCUAUUAUCGAUGUUGUUUUGAAGAGGAAAAAUAAAGUUAACAAUGAAGAACCUGACUCAGAAAACAAUAAUUCAAGUCCAGAGGGUUUGAAGGGAAGCAGAGAGUUAGUAAUAAACAAAAACAAAAGAACGAAUAAUUAUAUGUUGAAACUGCUUUUAGCUUUUUCUGCUGUUGAAAAUGGCAAGAAAAUUCUGAAUGUCGACAACAUUUCUAGGAAUGCCUUGACAUGUGUUCACGGACUGAGGUUCUUUUCUAUUCUUUGGAUUAUUUUGGUACAUACAUACUUGGAAAUCUUCAGUGUUGCUGGAAAUAAAAAUGUGAGGAUCAUUACAGAAAGAACAUUCCUCUACCAGACAAUUUCGAAUGCUACAUUCUCCGUGGACACGUUCUUUUUUAUAAGUGGACUCCUGGUGACAAUAACAUAUUUCAGAGCUGAAGCAAAAAAAGAAAAAUCAAGUAAAGACGAAACCACAUCUCAUAUUAUUAAGACCAAUACAGGAAAAUUCUCGCUGAUGAUAUUUUACAGAUUUUUCCGUUUAACACCAGCAUAUCUAUUUGUACUUGGAGUUAAUGAGCUAAUCCUGAGAUAUUUACAUAACACUUCUGUAUUUUCACCAGCCAUUAUAGACCACAUUACAUGCAGUGAAUAUUGGUGGAGAAAUGCUCUUUAUAUCAAUAACUUUUUUCCGCAAACGGAAUUUUGUAUGCUGUGGUCAUGGUACAUGGCGAACGAUACUCAAUUUUACUUUAUUGCAUCGAUACUUUUACUUAUAGGAGUGCGGAGUAAUCGUCAUUUGAAAGCUGCAGCAUGUAUGAUAGGAGUUUUUCUAGUAACAUCAUGGGUGACAACAUUCAUUAUAGCCAUGAAAUACAAUUAUGUAGCAAGAGUGGAAGAACCUUUCACCCUAUUUGACCAGUUGUAUGAUAAACCUUGGUUAAGGAUAGGACCGUAUUUAAUAGGAAUGAUUAUAGGAUAUUAUUUAUUUAAAGUGGACUGCAAGGUCAAACUAAAGAUCUCAGUUGUAGCAGCUGGUUGGAUAUUAUCUCUUGGAUGUUUAGCUGUUUUGGUAUAUGGUUUAGGUAGAGAAGGAUUGGUUGUACCUGCUUCUGCUAUUUACGCAUCAUUAGGACAUACUGCUUGGGGAUUAUCUUUAGCUUGGAUCACUGUAGCCUGUGUAGCUGGAUAUGGAGGACCAUUGAACUCUCUUCUAAGUUGCAAACUUCUUGUACCUCUGAGUAGAUUAACCUAUUGUGCAUAUCUUAUUCAUCCAGUACUAAUGUGUCUCACAAGUUUCUUGCUGGAUGGCCCAAUUCAUUUGCAUAACGUUUUUGCAAUGGUGAUUUUCUGUGGAAAUGCGGUCAUUUCUUUUCUGUGUGCCUUCUUGAUAUCUUUGGCUUUUGAAGCACCAGUUGUGAAUUUACUCAAACUGAUUUUGUGAAGAUGAAUUUUCACUACAUACUAUGACAUAAGUGACAAUAUACCCAAAAGACUACAUAUUAAAUUUAAGUACUUAAAUUAAGAAUUGUAAAUAAAAUCGUUAUUUUUUAAAA